AUGACAUCCUUCCCCAUCACCUUCCUAAAAUUCAUGAAGCUCCGUCACCCGCUCCGCAUGGCUAGGUUUCGGUGUCGAUUACGUCAGGAUAGGAAGGGAAAGCCACAUCCGCUUUUUGAACACGUUCAGGAUAUUCAGGCGCAAACUAGUGAUGCUCAGGGCAUUCAGGUGAGCACGCAGAAUGGGCUGACGGGCAGCGCGGCAAAGGGACUUCUUCCCCAAUGGAACAAAAAGAAGAAGAACAAAAACAGAAACAUACAACAGUCAGGAUUCGCAUGUGGUCACCCACCAUACUACUAA
Penicillium verhagenii is the source of this 300-nucleotide messenger RNA. NCBI's taxonomy places the organism in Eukaryota, Fungi, Ascomycota, Eurotiomycetes, Eurotiales, Aspergillaceae. The record is from RefSeq and is a predicted model, not a curated record.